Hydatigera taeniaeformis is the source of this 630-nucleotide messenger RNA. Lineage: Eukaryota; Metazoa; Platyhelminthes; Cestoda; Cyclophyllidea; Taeniidae. The record is from the annotation of a GenBank genome assembly.
AUGGCUCAGUGGGCGUACCGCUGUCCAAUUCAGGGUACUCAAUUUUACGAAAAUUGUGCCUUCAAGGGAGUCCAAGAUUUUGUAUACCCCUCUGGCACUAAGUCUCGUACCGGGUCUGUCGAGACACCGCAUAAGCAUGUCAAGCUGUCCGGCCAAUUCAGACGUCUUUUGGCUAUAGCGAUCGCACUGCCAUUGCUGGCAUUAAUCCUUGUUGUCUACAGCGGCCUAUCAUUACACUGGGAGCGUCUGGAGUUUAUAUUUCAUCGCAUUGUCCAACAAGCCUGUUCGAGUCAGAACAACGCGUCCUGGCAACUUGCCCACGUUGUGAUGGAAGGCACUGGUAUUCCAGUGACAAAAUUUUCCAAGCAGACACAGUUGGAACUUUGCCAGCAGUGGAAACAAGCGCCACCAACCAUUCUAGGUGUGGGUAUUUACAACGGCAGCCCUGAGAAUGCCACACUAACUGAGGUGUUUAAUGUGGUGGGAGGAGCUUUUCAAGUGUGCAACGAAAUACAUGGCAAGUUAUUUAACUACCCUGUCAUUAUUUCCUUGAGUAUACUUAUAAGUGUUUUUGUAUCGCGCACUGUAAAGUGGAGUGCACAUCCGACUGCCUCUUCUAUGGCGACUUGA